CCGGGAGAUCGGGACACAGGGGGACCGCAAUGGGGGGACGGAGCCUCUGCACGGGGGAGACCAAGAUCCGUAGAGGGUGAGAGGCAGGCAGGGAUUUGGGGCCAGGGGAACCACAGGCUUGAGCAAGGCAGGGUGCCAGUGUUUACACUGCGGUUCCCGGGGCUGAAAACAGCUCCUCUGUUCUUGCAGCCCAGAAACACCAGAGCCCCCCGUGGGAAGACCCCAGCCUUAAAGAAGCAGAGCACAGCCGGCAGGGUGGUACCACAGCCCUCCUGGGCAGCCUCCCUGGUCCCUCCUGGACAUGGCAUCCCACCAGUGGUCUCCAUCCCACCCUUUUAGGGAUGGGUACCAAGGCUGGAAGCAUGGCACUGACCACCAGCGCUCACGGGGUCCCCUCAACAGACUGAAAUGGGGGGGUAGUGAGCAGGGAGACACGUGGUGGAACCCUCCCCCUGCCCUCCCCACCUGCACCGAGCUCCAAUCUAGUGGGGUAGAGACAGGAGUAUCGGGGGAGGCAGCAUCACAGCCUCUUUGUGCCACCUGGCGGUGACAAGAGCAAGUGACGGGGACGAAAAUGGGAAGGAAACUUGAACAGGGGCUAUUGCUGCUACCACCGGGGAUGAGUCACGUUUGGCCGGCAAGUGAAUCUACCCCAGGUCUGCCUGAGGGAACCAUCCCCCAUCUCACCCCUUCUGCUCUGACGAUGAUCCUGCCACUAACACUUCUCCCCAGCAGGGUCUGCUGCUCCUCCCCACUGAGCUGGGUUUCCCCGUCCAGGGUGCUGGGCUACGUCUGAGUCACUUUCCAGGCGGCCAACCCUGGGACAGGCUGUGCAGGACCCACAGUCACAAGUGAAGGACCCAGGCGGCUGUGCCCUGCUCUCCGUGCCUCCACCAGCCCAGGCCUUCCCAGGCUCUGAGUCCAGAGCCAGGACAGCCUGAGUCACAAGAAAUCACAGCAUUUCCAAGUACCCAUGGCAGAAGAGAGGACUGUCCUCAAGGUCACCCAGGACCUGAAAGCUGCCGUCUCUGCCAUUGUCCAGGGCUACUCAGAUGGGCAGCAACCAGUGACAGAUGCCAGUGCUGAGCUGCACAGACUCUGCGGCUGCCUGGAGCUGCUGCUGCAGUUCGACCAAAAAGAGCACAGGAGCUUCCUGAGGCCUCAGAAGGAUUACUGGGACUUCCUCUGCACUGCCCUGUGGCAGCAGCGUGGGGACACAGAGCCGACCCGCUUCGUCCACUCACAGAACAAGUUGAAGACCCCGCUGGGGAGAGGUCGUGCCUUCAUCCGCUUCUGCCUCGCCCACGGACAGCUGGCCGAGUUCCUGCAGCUCUGCCUCCUGGACCCACAGCUCACCAGGGAAUGGUAUGGCCACCGGAGCCCUCUGGUGUGCCCUGAACUCCAGAAAGACAUCCUGGACUCUCUCUAUGCUCUCACUGGUGUGGCCUUUGACUUGGAUCUGCAGCGGCCAGACCUUGAUGAAGCCUGGCCCAUGUUCUCAGAGUCACACUGCUCCAAUUCCAGCCGGACUCAGGGAAGAAGACCCAGAAGGACCAAAGAUUCCCCAAAGAAGAUCGCUGCCAAACAUGGAGACCCCAAAGGAGUUCAGCUGGAAGAGCCACACACCAGCCAAGCUGGCUGUCAGGGAGCUGCCCUCAAGGAAGUCUGCUUGGAGGGAUACGCUGGAUCCCAGAAACACAGACAUCUUCCCCACUUAUUGGAAAAGAAGAGAAACAAUUCCAGGAGCCUCAGGCCUGCCCAGAGUGGCUGGGAAACAGCAGGGGAAGAGCUUCGGCAAGACCAGGAGGAGGGAAGCCUCAGGAAUGGGAUCUGCUUGGAGAACUCAACAUGCAGCAUCCAGGGCCAGGGGGACAGGGCCAAGAGGGCUCCGAAGGAGGUGACGGGGACAGAGGAUCAGAGGACAGCAGAGAGGGUGCACAAAGAGGAAGCCGAAUGGGGUCAUGUCCAGAGUGGGGUCUCCAGCCCCAGAGGGAUGAUGAUGGAGCAGUCAGGGAGCAGAUGGGAGUGGGAGGUGCCUAGCACUCUGGGGGAGCCCUGGGUCCUUCAGAGCCUGGGAACAGGGGUGGGGUCCACCACAGAGAAGCCACAAGAGCCAACAGGAGUGGCCAGUGAGGCCAGGAGAGAGGAACAAGCAGAAGUAUCCCUGCAGGAGGUGGUCAAGAGCCUCAGACGCGGGCUCUGGAAGGCCCAGGAGCAGGCUGAGCAUCAGGAGGAGCUGCUGAAGGAGCAGCAGAGGGAGCUGAAGGCGCUGCAGGAGCAGCUCAACAGGUAUCAGGAGGAGAAGGCCUGUCUGCAGGCAGAGCUGGAGCAGAAGCGAGAGGAGGCUGAGAGAAAGGAUGCCAUGUAUCAGGAGGAGCUAGGAGGGCAGCAGGACCUGGUCCGGGCCAUGAAGAGGCGGGUGCUGGAACUGACUCAAGAGAAGGACACCCUGUGGCGGAAGGCCCAGCAUCUCUCUUCCGUGGCCCCCAGAUGCUGUGUCAGCUGUAACAAGGUCUUCCACCGGCUCUCCCGGCGGUAUCCUUGCAGCCUUCCUGCCUCUGCUUCCCAGGCUCUGUGGAGGCCUCGUCUGCCAUAGCUGCUCUGCAGACUACAAGAAGAGAGACCACUGCUGCCCACCCUGCGCCCAGAGAGAGGGAGCCCAGGCUACCUGACCAAGACCUCCCCCACCCGACUUGCUCCUUUCCCUUUGCCCUUCCCAGCCCUCUGGACUGUCUGGUCCUACCUUCCAGAAAUGUCUAAGGCAGACAGCACCUGUGUGGGCAGACCGUGGGGUGGGAUGGGGUGGAGGAGCACUGGACUGGGAGUCAGAAGAAGGUUCCAGUCCUCGGGGCUUUUUCCCUAAAAUUAAGGGGUCAGGCUCCAUCCGCCUUUAAGUCCCUUCUGGCUCAGCAAAUCCAUGACUGCGAAUAAGACCCCAGGGUCCCUGACAUUUCUCUUCUGCACCCCCUGUCUCACCCAGCCUCGGUGCCUCCCUUCAUGAUUCACAAGAAAUGAAGUCCGCAGGGUCUCAGGUGCCUCAGUAGCUUCCUGUCUGGAAUCUACUUUAGGGAUUUGUUUUUGAUUUUUAAUAGUGUUAUUAGAGUACUUCUGACAUAUAAUAAAC
Messenger RNA from Choloepus didactylus (southern two-toed sloth), 3124 nucleotides. It is a transcript of the gene RUFY4, whose product is annotated as RUN and FYVE domain containing 4. Bases 974 to 2596 code for a protein of 540 amino acids. Gene Ontology annotation, biological process: positive regulation of macroautophagy. The record is from RefSeq and is a predicted model, not a curated record. The transcript is spliced from 12 exons. Lineage: Eukaryota; Metazoa; Chordata; Mammalia; Pilosa; Megalonychidae.